GAAGUGAACCUGUGUUCAUCCUGGGUGUCGGUCUGGCAGAUUAGUACUAUUUGUAUACGAUUUUGUGUGAUUGUAUUUUAUUUUUCUAGUUUGUACUGUUUUUGUUCAUUUUAGUGAACAAAAAAUCUAUUUAGUUUGAUUUUUCUUCCUUACGGUUAUAUUUUUGGAUAACAAAACAGAAACACCUGCAAGAAUGAUGAAACAAGAGUUGAGAGCAGUUCUUAUUGGAAGGCAACACUGUGGGAAAACAUCGGUGAUCAACACUAUAUUGGAAACCAGAACAGAAGCUGAAGGAGAUGAACAUGUGAAGAGAGAGGGAUUUAUUGAUAACAGGAGAGUCAGUCUGGUUGAAACACCUGGCUGGUGGAAAACCAUCAAUCCGAGCGAUUAUUCCAACAUCUCCAAACUGCAGCUGGUUCGCAGGAUUUAUCUGAUUUCACCCGGACCUCACGCGGUUCUGAUCGUGAUUCGGGCCGAUUCUGCAUUUACUGACCCUGAUGGGAGGUUUCUGGAGGAGCAUUUGGAGCUGCUGGGUCCCAAUGUCUGGACUCACACCCUCAUCAUCUUCACAAGAGGAGAUUUGAUUAAACAAGAAGACAUUGAGCAGCAUAUUCGGGAAGAGGGGUCAGCACUCAAGCGGCUUAUUGAAAAAUGUGAAAAUAAAUAUCUUGUUUUUAAUAAUUCAAACCAUCACGACCGAACUCAAGUCAAAGAGCUGUUCAAGAAAAUCGAAGGAAUUGUGAGGAGGAGUAAAGGCAAGCACUUUGAUAUUGAUCUGGAAAAAGUAAAGGAAGUCAAUGAGCAGUGGGAGGAAAUUCAGACCAGAGCAAAUUCUAGAAAAUCCAGAGUACAGAAGGAACGGUCAAUAGUUAAAGAAAAAGAGUAUGUGCGUCGUCUUGAGGUGAUCAGAGUUGUUUUGUUGGGAUGGGUUCUUGCUGGAAAGAGUUUAGCUGGAAACACCAUCUUGAACCGGGAUGAAUUUGCCAUAGGAGGAAGAACCAGAGAGGGUAUGAGAGGGUUUGGAGAUGUAGACGGAAGGAAGAUUAGUGUUUUGGACACUCCAGGCUGGCGGAAGUACUUCACAUCUGAACUCAACCCAGAUUUCAUUAGAUCUGCGAUCUUAGGAAGCGUUUCAGACUAUAAGAAUUUCCCUCAUGCCAUGCUGCUCGUGAUUCCUGCAGAUACAUCAUUUCAGGAAGAACAAAAGAGAAUCAUUCAGCAAAAUAUGUCCAUCCUGGGAGACGACGUCUGGAGACACACAAUAGUUUUGUUCACGUGGGGCGACAGAUUUAAAGACAUCUCAAUCGAGCAGCACAUUGAGAGUGAAGGAGAAGCUCUUCAGUGGCUGAUUGAGAAAUGCAGGAACAGAUAUCACGUCUUUGACAACACAGACAAGAAGAACCGAUCUCAAGUCUCAGAGCUGCUCCAGAAGAUUGAUGAGAUGGUGGCAGAAAACAGUUUGUUUCAUCUCAACACACAGAAAAACUGUGAGAAAAGCUGUCAGAAAACUGACAAACAGGAGGAUCUGAAUAUGGAGAUCAGACUGAAGGAUGUCUGCCACUUUCUGGACGAGGGGUUUAAGAGAAAAGCUCAAGAGAUAAGAAGGAAUAUAGAAAAGUUAUGCAUGGAUAUCUUGGAAGAACAUCUAUAUCUUCAGGACUCUUUUAGUAUGGAUGAUCCUCCUGAAUUAGAUCAAGAUAAACCUCCUGAUUCCCAUACACCAUUAAAAGCGAUCAAUGCACCUCAACAGGACAACAUCCCUGAGCCGAUUAAAAGUCUUCUGAUGAGAGAGUUCAGCCGAUGGGAAAGUAUCAUCAUAGAUGGUGUUCAGGAAAGUUUACAGGACAUUAAAUCAUCAUUUGAGCUCUCUCAGGCUGAGAAGAGACAAAGGUCAGCGGAUGCUGUUGAGAGAUGGCUACAGAACUGCUACCAUUAUGUUCAACAUACUAUUGAUAAAAUACAAGAUCCAGAAUCAGGGAUCAGGACGAAGAGACUAAAGAUACAAUGAUUACUUGAUGAUUUACAGUUUCUGUGUACAUAUAUAUACACAAUGCAUGAACGUAACGUAAGAUUUUAAAUGCAGUUUUAUUGUAUUAACAUCCCUGACUCACUUCACAUGUGUUAUUAUAAGUUGCAGCUGUAUUUUAAAUCUGAAAUGUAAAUCUAGAUGUACACAGGAACAGUUGUUCUGGUACCUUGUGAGAUUCAGUGAUUUGCUUAAGAACAAAUCUAGAGUUUAGUCAGACUCUCUCUGCUGGUUUCUGAACAUUCAGUCCACAAACGAAGGCCAGUGUUUAUAAAUGGACCAUGAAAAGUAACCGAAUCUUUUAAAGUACAAGGAGGAAAGUCAAAAUGAAGCAAUAGCAGGCUGGUCAGUAGUAGAGCAAACUCGUUUCUUAAAAGAGAAACAGACAUAUAAUGAUGUGAUUGAAUCAGUCCAUUCAUAAAUAGCCUCGAUUAUUUCAUCUGGAAUUCAAAUUGAAAACUGAAAACAAACUGAAGUUGGAUGAAACGAAAUGCUGUUUAAAAUGAUUAAGGAAAAAUCAUUAAAACAUCUGCUUUGAUAUUAGAUUUCUGUUUCUCUUAGAUCUAAAGACAUUUAAACACUGGCACAAUCAUUUUCUGUGAAGCUGCUUUAAAAUUGAGAUUUAUACACCGUUUAAAAAAAAUCAAUAUUGUAAAUAAAGAUUAUUGGAGUAUGUUUUACAAGAAAAUGUUAUUUGUUAUAAUAUUUGUAUUGUGUAACUUGCCAUUUCUUUGUAAUUAAUGGUGAAUAUUGUUCAGUUUAUGGACACCUCGUUUACAGAUGAACUAAUACAACUAAAUAUAAAGCAGAAGUGAAGUCUGGAGACAAAGUCUUAUUAAUGUGGGAUGACUGAUGUUUUAAUAGAGCAUCAUUGAGAGUGCAGGGGAUGCCCUCCAGUGGCUGAUGGAGAAAUACUUAAACAAGACAAAUAGAGAUCAAAUCACAGAUCAGAAGAUUAUGGAUAUGACAGCAAAACAUCACUAGGACAAACCUCCACUUAUGUAAAAACAAAACAAAAAAUUAUUUUCACUGUCUCUUAUUUUCCUUCCUAUUUCUAGCCUGUACUCUUUUAAACAACAUCUGUAACUUUGUACAGGUGCAUCUCAAUAAAUAUGAAUGUCGUGAAAAAAA
Messenger RNA from Onychostoma macrolepis, 3157 nucleotides. RefSeq names its product GTPase IMAP family member 8-like. Bases 194 to 2008 code for a protein of 604 amino acids. The record is from RefSeq and is a predicted model, not a curated record. Lineage: Eukaryota; Metazoa; Chordata; Actinopteri; Cypriniformes; Cyprinidae. The transcript is spliced from 6 exons. Gene Ontology annotation, molecular function: GTP binding.